Messenger RNA from Symbiodinium necroappetens, 1124 nucleotides. The record is from the annotation of a GenBank genome assembly. Lineage: Eukaryota; Dinophyceae; Suessiales; Symbiodiniaceae.
GUGACCCGAAUCGGGAAUGGCGCUGGGCCCUGAGCACUUUCGUCGUUCUGGAAGACGGAGUCUUUCUGAAUGGAGAGCUGGCUGGAUACUGCCAUCUCAUGGCGAAUGCCAAGGUGCGUCACGAUGUUCUGCCUUUCUGCGUGAUGGACGAUGUCCUGCUGGUGGAUCGAGUAGCCUUGAGUCGGCAAAGCAAGUCCGAAAAGGAGCUGCUCUGCUUUCGUUUCGAGAAGAUUCAUUGUGUUCGCAAAUACCGGGCUUUGCUGAGCGGGGGCUUUUUGAGCAUAACGUGCCGAGCGUCAUACACAGGCGACUACGACAAGCUGGAGGAGAUGCUGGCAACCGGUGACGAGAAAACGCUUUUCAACGGCGACUUGAAUGGCUUCGUCAACAACAUCACCGCGAUGCAGAUGGCAGCGAUGGCCGGACAGACCGAGUGCGUGGCGCUCUUGCUAAAGGCGAAGGCGGACCCCCACGUCAAGGAGAGCAUGAAUUAUGGAAACGAUCCCGAGGACGGCAGAACAGCGCUGGAAUUUGCCAAGGAGGCCGGCUAUGACGACAUCGUAGAGGUCUUGGAGCAAUCCGAGAAGGACACCCCUUAUGGGUGGUAUGUUCCUUCUGGCGAGGGCAACAAUGCGAAGGUCUACGGGUGCUGGCAGUGGGGCAAGAAGCCGCCAAAGGGGUACUUCUCUUCCAGGCCCGGUGCUGCGGAGGCGAAUGGCUUCGACCCUAUGAAGUACGGAACCGGCCCCAUCAAGGACGACGACGAUGAGGAAGAGGUGGUGCAGAUGCUGGAUGCCCCCAAGAUCACGCCAGCUGCCCCCAAGGCAUUGCCGGCCACCCCUGCAGAGCCUGCCACGCUUCCUGUCCGAGUCCCGGAAUCGAAGUACAGGGUUGAGUUGAGGACGUUGGUGUUCCAGGUGCUUUUUGUGGGGAGUCUCUGCUGCUUGGAGCAACAAUCCCGAACAAAUCACCAUCGAGCAUCCUUUCUGGAACCAUCACGAGGUUUGCCAAGGGAUCUUCCGCAUGCUGACCGGGUCUGGCACGGGCUCCUUUGUCUCAGGUCGCGCUUCUCUUCCCUGGUCAAGGCUCUCAGUGCGUCCAGGUCUGAGAGAUGCAACUUGUAG